Molecule: messenger RNA, 1905 nt
Organism: Hypoxylon fragiforme
Lineage: Eukaryota; Fungi; Ascomycota; Sordariomycetes; Xylariales; Hypoxylaceae
Product: glycoside hydrolase family 18 protein
Exons: 2
Coding region: 101-1543 (480 amino acids)
Biological process (GO): chitin catabolic process; carbohydrate metabolic process
Cellular component (GO): extracellular region
Molecular function (GO): chitin binding; chitinase activity
Source: RefSeq, a predicted model, not a curated record
AAAAAAAAAUCCUCCCAUACGGUAGUGCUAACCGUAGCCAUUCUUUUAUCUAAAUUCUACUCUUUCGUUUCGUAGUUCUAGGUCCAUCAUCACGUUCAUCAUGAGGUUUUGCAACGACAUACUGGGCGGCCUGGUCAUGGCCGGGCUCGCUGUAGCCGAUUUCCCGAUAGCAAAGUUCCGAAAUGUCGUGUAUUUCGACCAAUAUCACACAACCACCCUGCCAGACAAGAGCGUGACGGGUGGCAUAACCCACGUGGUCAUGGCCUUCGCCAACUCGUCCCUCUUCGCCCCUGGGACAGCAGGUCCUUAUGAGCCGUUCAAGCCAGUGAAAGACGUCCGCGCCAUGUUCGACGACAAUGCCAAGGUCGGCAUCGCCAUCGGCGGUUGGGGCGACUUAGCUGGGUUUUCAGCCGGUGCCGCGACGCCAGAGUCACGGACCACCUACGCCCACAAUGUAGCCAAGAUGGCCGCAGACCAUGGUUUCGAUUUCGUGGACAUCGACUGGGAGUAUCCGGGCGGAAACGGCGCAGACUACAAGCAGAUUCCCAACGAGAACAAGACCUGCGAGAUCACCUCAUUCCCACUGUUUCUCCAGGAGAUCAAGAACGCCAUCGCCCCUAAGCCCCUUUCCAUCGCCGUCCCCGCCUUGGCUCAUGACAUGAUCGCCUACACCCCAGCCCAGUCAGCCGCCAUCUUCAACGCCGUAGACAUGGUCAACCUGAUGUCCUACGACAUGAUCACCCGCCGCGACAAUGCGACUCUACACCACUCCUCCGUCACCGGAUCCCUCGAGUCCGCCAAGCGGUACAUAGACCUAGGUCUGCCCGCCUACAAGCUGAACCUCGGCAUCGCGUACUACGCCAAGUACUUCCAGACCCCCGAGGGCGUAACCUGCAACGAGCCCGUCGGCUGCCCCAUCGUUAAGGGCGAGAACGACGACGGCAGCGACGCUGGUACCUCCGGCGCCAUCACCUUCGAGCAGGCUAACCUGCACCCUCCCGCCGCUCUCACGAACCUGACCGACACGCCCGACGGCAGCUGCGGCGCCGGCACCUCCUUCGGCUGCUCCGGCCCCAAGGCCGAGGGCAACUGCUGCUCGACCGCCGGCUUCUGCGGCGCGACUCCCGCCCACUGCGGUCUAGGAUGCCAGGGCAACUUCGGCAAGUGCCCGGGCGCCGACAUCACGACGCUCUUCAACAAGGCGCUCGAGAACGGUAAGGUGGACGAGAAGGAGGGCGGCAUGUGGUACUGGGACAGCGAGGCGCGCGUGUUCUGGACCUGGGACACUCCCGAAUUGAUCAACCGCAAGUUCACCGACGUCCUACAGCCCCUCGGCCUCGGCGGCGUCAUGGCCUGGAGUAUGGGCGAGGACAGCGCUGACUGGAGCCACGUAAAGGCUGUCAGCGACGUCGCUAAGAAGGCUCGCGCCCCCCUCGGCAUCGAGAUCGGCACUGAGAUCGGCCUCAACAAGCGCCAUGCCCAUAACGAGAGGGACCUGCGCGCCCGUAUUGAGAAGCCCCAUGGUCGUCUGUUUGCGCUAUAAGGGGACGCGAAAAAAAAGGAGGAAGGGAAAAAUUAUGUUGGUUGUAUAGAUGGAACGAUAAAAUAAUAUACCCCCGACCCGACCCGAUCCUCUCCCCUCCCCAUUUUUAUCAUGCUAGACGUUCGGAUCGACCACGGGUUCAUGCUGUUCGGAGGUUUUGGGAUGCUAUAGCUCGGCUUGCCUGGCCCUUUGUGUUUUCUUCAAUUCGCGGUGUACAAUUGCUUGAGGUGAUUAGCUAGCCUAUGACAAUAUUGUAUGGUCUUAGUUUACGAUGAGCCAAAAGAGGUAGCUUCCAAGCUACAUAACCUAUUGGUUGUGGUCUUGUUUCUUGUGUGAUGAUUUUGUGAUCUGGUUUGGUAAUA